Ruditapes philippinarum (Manila clam) is the source of this 2406-nucleotide messenger RNA. RefSeq lists its product as uncharacterized. Lineage: Eukaryota; Metazoa; Mollusca; Bivalvia; Venerida; Veneridae. The record is from RefSeq and is a predicted model, not a curated record. The transcript has 11 exons. Bases 32 to 1552 code for a protein of 506 amino acids.
CAUAUAAAAACAGAAGUCACAUGAUCAAAAUAUGGCGGAUGUCAUGACCAUUGGUAGCACAUUUGUGUUUAUGUCAAUAUUUUUUAUAUGUCUUUAUCGAUUUGUGAAAAGAAGGAACAAGGAAGUUAUUGUAUUUACAAGGUAUCCGGUGGCUGGCAAGGCAAAAACCAGGCUUAUUCCAACUCUUGGUCCUGAUGGGGCAGCUAAACUGCAAGUUUGCAUGACUGAGCAUAUCAUUAAGGUGCUACAGAGGGUGUACAUCAGCUAUAGUAAAAGCAUUAAUGUGACAUUACAAUAUAAUGGUGGAACUCUGUCACAAAUGCAUGAAUGGCUGGAUAGAAAGUUAUGGGGUCUUCCUUGCACAUAUAGGCCUCAGACUGGUAACACACUGGGAGAGAAACUGAAGUUGGCGGUCAAAGAUAGUUUUCAGAGAGGAAAUGAAAAUGUUAUAGUUAUUGGAGCUGAUAUACCUGGAAUCACAGAGGUUAUUAUACAGGAUGCCUUUAAAGCUCUAUCUGAUACAAAGACUAACAUGGUGAUAGGGAAGGCAGAGGAUGGCGGUUAUUACCUCAUUGGCUUCAAUAAGCAAGCCACAAGAUUCGUAGAUAGUGUAUUUGAAGACAUAGAAUGGGGAACCAGCAAAGUAUUCCAGCAACAAAUAAACAAAGCAGAAAACUUACAUGCAUCUAUCACAGUAUUACCUGUUGUUUUACAAGAUGUGGAUUUGGAAGAAGAUAUUUCAGUAUUUGAAAAAGAAGUUGGUAUAUCAAGGGAAGACCUGUGUGACACAGCUUGGACCAUCAUUGUUCCCACAUUAAACGAGGAGAAAAAUAUGAUAAAUUUGUUUAGUAAUAUAAUUGAGUGUUGUAGUAAUUUAAAAAAUAUCAGGGAGGUUGUGAUAAGUGAUGGUGGCAGCUGUGAUAGAAGUGUAGAAGUUGUAGAAGAGUUUAGUAAAACAUCUCCAGUAAAUGUAAGACUGAUACACAGUAUACCAGGUAGAGGGAACCAGUUAAUUAGUGGUGUGGAUGUAUCCAUGGGAACCAAUUUACUGUUUCUGCAUGCUGAUUCAAAACUACCUAAGAACUAUGACAUAUUAGCAUGUGAAUGUUUAGAUACACCAGGUGUUGUAGCCGGGGCAUUUCCCUUUAUGCUGGAUGUCUUGGAAAAUAGCAACCUAAGAAGCAUGGAGCCCUGGUGGUUUAUACUUCAAAUGAAAGCAUUAGUGUGGGGCACAAACAUACGAUCUUCUAAAUAUGAGAAACCAUAUGGUGAUCAAGCAUUAUUUAUGAAAAGAAGAACGUAUGAUAUGGUUGGUGGAUUUCCUCCAUAUUUUCUUAUGGAAGAUUAUAUACUGGUAGAAAAGUUAAGAACAAUUGGUCAUAUUGGUGUAGUGAAAGGAUCACCUGUUGUAACUUCAUACAGAAGAUGGAGAAAAUGGGGAUAUUUUAAGGUGACCGGUCUUAGCCAGCUUAUUAUUAUAGCAUACAAACUGGGUUUUCAUCCAAACACAUUGGCAAAAUGGUAUUAUGGGAACAAGAUAAAAAUGGAUUGAACUUUGUGAUAUAUAGCUUUAUGCUUCGACCUUUUUUGACUGUUUUUUACAGUGCCAAAAGUUGUUAUAUUGUGACUGUGAUUAAUGCAUAAUGUUGCAAGGUAAAGAGGAAAGAAAACAUUUGAAAUACUAGUAAAAGUGUCUUUCAAAUCGUAUUUAUUUAAGGGCGUGCUGGAUACUUCAAAGACUGACAAUAACUUCUGAAACUGAAUCAAUUUAUGAAAGGCACACUAAGCCUAAAAAAUAGACAUGCUUUUCUUUCUGUGAAAGGGCAAUUAUGUGUUGAAUAAUGGAUUUAGAUUUUAUGAGAUGCAUAAUACACCCAAGUUAAUAGAUAAAUUGUGAAAUUUGAAGCAUUAAAUGUAAAUAAAGUGGACUUCCAUACAAAAUACUUAAUCAAAAUACUUCCAAAAUGCAAAAGAACUAAAAGAUACCUCAGGUAUAUUGCCAAUGAGCAACUUUAUAGAAACUGUAACAGGAUUUCAAAAAUAUAUAUAAAAAAAUGAAAGUAUGUUGUACCAAAAAAAUUGGUUAAAAUUGGUGUAAAAACAAUUAAAACGAACAGUAUGCCUCAGAAAUGAACAAUUAUUUCCCUCUUUAUUUUUAUAAUAAUUUGUGUAAAACUCUGUCUGUAGAUCCCUUAGGAAUGAACAUUAUUUACUUUGUCAUGCUCUUGUGUGAAUAACAUGCCCAUUUUAGAGUGAACAUUACUAUAAAGUAGUAAAUAGUGUUUUAUAUGAGAAAAACUGAGUAGUGCUAAAAUAAAGGGAACAUUAUGUAGCUUGUAAUGUCACUACAUUAUAAAUGCUCACUCGGAAGUACCCCCAUCAAGUAAUAUGAGCCGUGCCGUUACA